AUGUGGUGCCCCUCGCAUCCUACGGCGUUCGGCGGACAGUCCUCACGCUCCCGUUUGGACAGCGGUCCUUCGGCCGGGUUCCUUCGUCAAAUCCAAACCACUCAAGGCCGGGGACCGUUGAACAACGGAGGCGCUGGUGGUUUUGCUCGCAAUCACAAUCACCCCUACUCCUACACCUACAACUCUCGCGGCGGCGUCCGGACGGGAUCGGUUGCGCAUGCCCACGCUGGCAGACAGAACCCUAACUUUAACAACAAUCGGCGAGACAACUCUUUCUCCUCAAGUCGUUCGCGAACGCCUCGCCAGGUUCACGCCUACCCGCAAGACCAGCAACAGCAGCAGUUCAACCAGCAACAGCUGAAUGGUCCCAAUCUCCCUAACCAACCUCGGAGAGGCCGCGGGGCACGCAACCGCCGGCGCCGCCAAACAACGUCGCCCCAGGCUCAAGGAUUCAACUUCAACAAUAUUACUACCAACUUCAACCAAAACCGAAGACGAACGCAAUCCGAGCCUUGGAACCACGACGUUGAAAUGCUUGACGUACCUCCUGUCGUUGAGCCUGACGAAGAUGUGAUGAUGGAAGACGCUCCUCCACUUGUCUCUCUAAUUCCUGCUCCUGAUCCUCGAAUCCAAGCCCUGGUAUCCAGUGCAGCCGCGAUGCAUGAGCUCAAAGGGGUCCAGCACGCCAACUUACCUUCAACAAAACCCACGGGCACCAGCGUCUCGGCCAUUCUCCAUCACGGCCUGCUGGAACAAUUCAAGUCCCGGCAUUCACCAACAGCUGGCCCCGUCUCCCAUCGAGUUCUCGCGACACUCGACCAUCCGCCGUCUUCUGGUCUGAGCCAUCCCCCUCAGUUCAAACUCGACCGUGCCCUGCUUGGAGAGUAUCGGUCCCGAAAGUUUUUUGUCUUUGACAAGGCCCACACUGGAGCCAGUGAGGAUCCUCCCCCGCACAGGGGGGUUCCGGGGAAAUUGGUAAACUGGGGACGCAGAGAACGGGAAGGCAUUUUAACGGUGCAAGGGCGGACGGGCCUGCGCACCGUUACUAUUCUGAAGGAGAGAAGCAAAAUUGUUUCAAUGUUCCCAUCCCGGUCAAGGUUUUGA
This is a messenger RNA of Penicillium riverlandense, 1104 nucleotides long. RefSeq lists its product as uncharacterized. Bases 1 to 1104 code for a protein of 367 amino acids. The transcript has 6 exons. NCBI's taxonomy places the organism in Eukaryota, Fungi, Ascomycota, Eurotiomycetes, Eurotiales, Aspergillaceae. The record is from RefSeq and is a predicted model, not a curated record.